CUUACGCUGUCGCGUGUAUGACGUCAUCAAUGUUGGCGGCAUUUUGAAAAAGAAGCGUCUUAUUCCGUACUUUUUAUUUCAGUCAAUUCAUCUUAAUCAGAAAUGGAUGACGUUAAACAGGGCAACCAGGCUCUAACGGAACUGUCAGAAGCUGCCCAGGUGGAGCUAGUGAACCAAUGUGAGCAACAGUUUGCUCAGCUCGAUAAGCUUCAAAACAAGAUCAUUUUAUGUGAGCCAGACCAAUGUGAAAAUAAUCAAGCGCAGUCCGUUAAUCGGCUGUUAGUAACCAAAGCGGAAAUGAAGCAGUGGGUUACAGUGGAACCGAGGCUGCUGGCAGAAAACUCUGAAGUGUUACUUAAAGCUGGAAAAGAGGAGAUGCUCAAGGUAUGCUCUGAACUUGAGAUGGUUCUCUCUUGCUAUGAAGCAAAGCGGGACAAGCUGCGAGAAACGAAAGAACUUGAACAGAAGUGGUUGGAGGAAAAAGGACAGGUGCUCAGUGCUGCCACUGAGCAUGCUAAGCGACUACAAGAACAAAGUGAGAAAUUAUCAGAGCACAGUGUUCUGCUGGAAACCAAGGAGAAGAUCAAUAAAAUGAAAGACUACAAGGAAAAGCUGAUGGAGUCUCUGGGAGACAUCCUAGAAAAACAUGUUCCUCCUCCAUGCAAUGACCUCAAAACAAACAAGAAGAACAUUCCAAAUGAAGUAAAUGAAGACUUAAUUCCCCUCAGUGAUAUUCUGGAGCUGCUCAUGAACAAGGCCCUGAACACGCCACAUGACCCGUAUGUGGCAAUAGACUCCACUUUCUGGCCACCGUAUGUAGAGAUGCUGCUCCGCCAUGGAAUCGCUGUAAGACAUCGGGAGAAUAACUUCAAGAUUCGCCUGGAAACUUUUUUCUGAAGCUGUGGUGUAUUUUGCAUUAAUUAAAUGGACCAAUCCUGAACCUGCUUUUCCUUGUCCUUCCUAAUUUAUAUUUGUGUUGCUUUAGCUGCAUGUAUACAAUUCUCAUAUGCCAAAUUGCCUUUGGUGGCUCAGCCGCACAAUCUAUUGGGAUCCGAUGAAAGUGUCUUUUUCAAAAACAAUACUGCAUGCUAAUUUUAAUGGCAAUUUUGAGCUGAAUAACACUGGUCAGCAAAUUUUUAAUCAAUGAAGGCUUUGUGUCCCUUAAUGUAUUUUUGAUCUUGACAUAAAAACUUUUUUUUUUGACGUACAAAAACGAUGGCUUUUAUCAUGUGUUGUAAUUUAUAGCUCUGACAUUUCAGAAGAAUAUUCCACCUUUAACCUAACCAUUGAAUUAUAACUAUUACCAAAUAUAUUACGAUUUUACAUAUUAAAUUAUGAUUAUUCAUCCAUCCAUCUAUCCAUUAUCUGAACCACUUCAUCGUCACGAGGGUCACGGGCAUGCUGGAGCCUAUCUCCAGCUUCGCUUGUCCAUUUGCAAUAAAGUUUGUUCUGUGUUGGC
This is a messenger RNA of Hippocampus comes (tiger tail seahorse), 1459 nucleotides long. RefSeq names its product centromere protein K (gene cenpk). The record is from RefSeq and is a predicted model, not a curated record. The coding region runs from base 103 to 897 and encodes 264 amino acids. The transcript is spliced from 10 exons. Lineage: Eukaryota; Metazoa; Chordata; Actinopteri; Syngnathiformes; Syngnathidae. Gene Ontology annotation, biological process: kinetochore assembly; mitotic sister chromatid segregation. Gene Ontology annotation, cellular component: nucleus.